GGACAAAGACAUGCAUCUGCUUCGCGACAACAUUUGGACGAAUAUCUAUAUGUAUGUAAUAUAUAUAUUCCCAACUUGAACUAAUUAAUUUGAGAAAGCAUGCAUGCAUUGUCGACAAGGGCACGUUAGGUGAAAACCAGUAUAAUCAUUUCAAAUGAUGUUCCUAAUCAGGAUCUAUUAGUUCGAUGUUGGAUUCUGCCAAUGCCAAUUAAUUACGUACCAAUUGAAGCGAUCGAGAUGCGGGAAUCAUGCAUAUACCUAGCUACAUUUUGGAACACACAUGCACCUAAGUUUGUCUAUAGCUCCAGGUGUAACAUGCAGCGAUUCCAUGCCAACUGCCCCAAAGCCCAAAACUAAUUACGUUGAUAUUAUUUGAAUUGGAUUAUUUGUCCUCGAUUGAAAAUUAUGGGUCUCGGGACGGGAGAUCGAGCAAAGUUCCCUUGUUUGUUAUGAAGAAAUCUGUUAAAGGAGGGGAGGUCAGACAAGAUCUGUCGCUGCGGUGGCUAAGGGAAGAGGGGAGGCAUCCGGUCCCCAACCAUUCAUUAUUGCUACUACCAUAGGGCCAUUAAUUAAGCUUAAUUAGUUUUUUUGUUGCUACUUGUCGCAAUAGUGUUAUGCCGCCACCUUUUCUUUUCAAGGCAAGCUCAAAGGACAUGGGAUAAAAACUUGGACACGAUCACAAAACCAGAUUAUCGAUGGAAGGGUCUGUUAAGCUACUAAUUGGGCAGCUCUGAAGAAGCUCCGAGGAGCAAAGACACGAGACUGACAGAAAAAUAAAAAAACAAGAACCCAACAUCUCCAAGAUAGUCCCGCCAACGAGUGUAGUUUCCUUUGACGGAGUAUGCCGGAUGACCAGUAUCGAGUUGCCACAAAAACCACAACAAAGACAAGAAAAAGAUAUUAGCAAUCUUCGUCAGAGCAUGUUUAAUUACUCUCAUAAAUUUGUAAAUACGAAUAAAAUCGAACUAUCACAUGAUAGAUUGAUGAAACUUAGUUCACUUUCUUCAAUUACUUACAUAUCAUGUGAGUACCUGCAAAAUAACCAACAAAAAAUGCACUACUAUGGUGCUAAAAAUCUCUAUUACAAGAGAUUAAAUCUUGCCCUUGAGGUAAAGUCGACCUUAUCGAAAAUACACCACCAACUGCAUUAUUUGAUAAGGACGCUACUUUAGUUUAAAUUAACAAUUGUAAUUAGUGAAGUUAGUGCAGUUCGUGGAGGUUAAGUUGUUCCUUAGUUAGUUAGUUGUAGGCUACGUAGGUUAGCUGGGUGUUUAGAAUGGGUAUUUAAAUCCCUAAUUGUACUCAAUACAAAUCACAACUCCAGAUCUUUACAUUAUUCACCUCUUGUAGGUGUAGUAUAUUCACAAUCAAAACAAUCCGGUUAGAAUUGUAUCGUAAUUGAAAAGUCCAAAAUAUUAAUAAUUAUUAGCUAUAAGAAUUUAAAACCAAAAGGUGAAUAAUACCGUUGGUGGCACGUCAUAAACGGUAUCUAACAAGUAUGAACAACAAUUGGUUUUAGUUCUAACAAUUUUGGCUAAAAAUCGUUACUCUAAUUCUGCACAUGAAUUUUUUAACGCUCAAUUAAAAUGAAUUCAAGUAUUCUAGUAAUUUUUUAUAAAAUCCUACCGGUUAUAACUUAAUAAAUACAAAACUUUGUAUUUAUUUGGUACUAAUAAUUAUACACGUUUGUUUUACUAUUUUUAGCCCGCGAUCUAUAUCAUUUUCUUUUACCGGUUGGAUUAAGUUAGGUCAUCUAGAGAAGGUAUUAUAUAUACCUUCUCAAUAUAUGUAAUCUAUAUAUGCUCAAGUAUAGUAAAACUGAUCUCUUCUAUCCGUGAACGUAAUUAAAACACAUCGUAUUAGUGAACCACAUAAAUUCGUAUGUUCUUUAUACUUUCUUGCAUCUAACAGGACAAAUGGGACCAAAAGCUAUCCUCAUCUCUAUCCUUUUCUUGUGCGUGAUUAUGAUAAUCUGUCAUUAGUUUGUCUGCGCUCAGGUCCCGGCCUAAUAAUUCUACGACAAGCUUUGACUACAAAUAGUAACAGGCUCCUGUGCAUUGAUCCCCAACUUAAACCACAUCCAGAUUAAACGCUUUGCAUGCAUGCUACGGACAAAGUAGUUAGCUAUAGCAAUUUCAGCAUAUUCGUAUCCGGCCAAAUCGAUCGAAAAAUGUCAAGUACUGUUGUGGAAACCCAAAAGGCAAGUGAUCCAGUGGUUCGUGACUCGGCAAGCUUUCCUCCCACACUCUGGGAAGAUGGCUUCCUCGACGGAGUAGAUCAGAGCCCACCUGCCCUUGAAAGUGAACACGAAGCUCUCAAGGAACAGGUGAGGAACAUGGUUACUGCAGCCGAUGAUGAUGGUGGUGACAAUAGGCUGCGGCUGAUAGAUGCGAUUCAACGAUUAGGAGUUGGAUAUCAUUUCGAAUCGGAGAUGGAAGAGGCACUUGCAAAAGUGCAUGGUCUCAGCGAUGAACUAUUCAUCGUUCAUGAUACUGCUCCUCAUGAUCUCUACCAUGCUGCUCUCCGGUUUCGACUCCUCAGACAACAAGGCUUUUCUGUUUCUCCUGAUGGUUUUAGAAACUUGAAGGAUAGUGAGGGAAAGUUCAAGCAAUGGUUGGCUUCGGACGAGCAAGGGUUGCUAAGCUUGUACGAGGCGGCACACGUUGCAGUCCAUGGAGAAGACAUACUAGAUGAAGCCCUAAGCUUUGCUACCAGUACCCUCUUGUCCAUUCUUCCACAACUCAGCCCUUCGUUUCAAAAACAAGUAAAAUUUUCGCUCGGUCUUCCCGCUUGGAAAUGUGUUCCUCGGUCACUUGCCAGAAACUACAUCGAUUUCUAUUCCGAGGACCCUUCCCACAAUCACACACUCCUCCAUUUUGCAAAACUGGAUUUCAACCUGCUUCAGAAAUUACAUCAGCAAGAGCUCCACAUAAUAUCGGGGUGGUGGAAAAGUCUUCAAGUUAAGACCAACUUCAAACAUGCAAGAGACAGACUUGUGGAAUGCUAUUAUUGGAUCUAUGCGGUUUACUUUGAGCCAAAAUAUCAGUUGGCAAGGAUGAUGUGCACCAAGAUUAUAUUAAUGCUUUCACUCUUGGAUGACACUUGUGAUAACUUUGCUACGUAUGAUGAAGUCAAGAUGUUUAUGGAAGCUAUUGAAAGCUUACAAGUGAGUGCCCUCGAAGCACUAUCUGGCAAGACAAAAGAUUUGUAUCAUAUCAUCAUUGAACUAUACGAUGAAAUUGAGUUGGAACUUGCGAAAAUAGGACCCACUUUUGCCGUUGACUAUGCUAAGGAAGAGCUUAAGAAAAUAUGUCGAGCCCAUUUGGCUGAGGUUCAGUGGCGUACAAAAAACCAUGUUCCAACAAUGGAGGAGUACAAGAUCGAUGCAUACGUCACGAGUGGGUUUCCCAUUCUUUGUACAUCUGCUUUCGUUGGGAUGGGAGUGGGAAUUGCCACUAAGGAGGCUUUUGAAUGGGUAACUAAUGAACCAAAAAUGGUUAGAGCUGCAUCUGUCAUUUCUAGGAUCCAAAACGAUAUUGUUUCUUACAAGUUCGAGCGAAAGAGAAAGCAUGCAGCUUCGGCGAUAGAAUGCUAUGCGAAGGAGCAUGAUGUGUCGGAGGAUAAUGCAGUUGAAUUUCUACGGGAAGAAAUUUCUAGAGCUUGGAAAGAUAUUGCUGAAGAGUGUCAAAAACCAACUCCACUACCGGUAGCUCUCAUAGAACGCGUUCUCAACUUCGCACGAUCGAUUAGUGUGAUAUAUGAGAAAGGUGAUGGCUACACUAAUUCCGACCUUUUGGAACCACACAUGGCCUCGUUGUUCGUUGAUCCUAUCCCUCUUUGAUGAAUGCCAAAAGAUGAUUCCACUUGUGUUGGAAUUGGGAGUCGGACCUCCCUCGAUUUGCAGUUGUGUUUAUUCAAUCGAGUUUGUGUUUAACUAUUUUGUUGCCAAUAUCGUUAAUUUGUAUUUCGUUAUGACUGAACUUUGAGUUUAGCCUAGUGGUUGUGGGCGUUAAUUGUAAUGUCAGUGAGAUUAAUUUGACUAAAUGAUAUGACGAUUGGGAAGGUUUGAUUAAGUAGAGACACUCAUAAACUAUUGAAAAGGUUAAUAAUGCAUCUCAUAUAUAUGCUAACCUUUACCAAAUAAUAUUAGUAUAGGUAUUGAGAUACCUGCCUUUAAUUAACCUACCAAUUGCCAUUCAUGAAUGGAUCAGUCAAUUUGUGGCGAUGGAAUUAAUGUUUCAUAAUCUUAACUUCUUCUACAUUUCCCGGUUUAGGAUACUGGGACUGGCUGCUUGGGAUCGGGUGAGAUUCGAGUGAAACUUACACCACUCUCUCAAAUUAAGUUGUAUACUAAAAUUACUAAGCCCUGCCCUGCUUGUUCACGUGUCUUAUUAAGCAUCGAUACAAUCUCGUUCGUGACACCUUAUUGGACAUCUGUUAUAGGUCUAGGAUUUCUGCCGGCCGGGAGGUUGAUAUCGGUUUGGUUGAUGGGCAUGGCAGACCCCUUCGUCCUACGGAUUUGCUGCUUUAUUCCUGGGACAGGGGGCGAGAUGUGUGUGUCGAUUUGACUAGGUCUUCACCUCUGACUCAGACUGGGAUGACUGAUUUCGUGCCUGUUCGAGUUGUUGUUGACAUUGCCCAGCGAAAGUAUGCCAAGUAUCGGGACUUGUGCAUGGCGGCUGGUUACGGGUUUCUACCCUUUUCUUUUUCUUCGUUGGGAGAGUUGGAUACGAAUGUCGUGUGGCUUUGCUCAAGCGGAUCCAAAAAUUCACCAUGUCUCAGGAUGCGGGGCUCGGGCGGCCGCAUAGAUUUUUACUAGACUUAGCUUUGCUAUAUCUAAAAGAGUGGGGGCCCAGAUUGUAUCUCCGCUGCCCACUAAUUUUUUGUUAGCUUUUGUUGUUUACACUUUUACAAUAGUUAUACCCUUGAUAAACAAUAAUAAACUAAGCUUACCCUA
This is a messenger RNA of Linum trigynum, 4957 nucleotides long. The record is from the annotation of a GenBank genome assembly. NCBI's taxonomy places the organism in Eukaryota, Viridiplantae, Streptophyta, Magnoliopsida, Malpighiales, Linaceae.